ACACUUACGAGCCCUAAUCUCUCUCGCCAGCUACUAACCUCGCUCGCUCGCUCGAUCAAUCACGUCUUUCUGAUCCAUUUCAAUUUCUGUAAAAUUCAACUCCAAAGUCAACUUCCUUAUUUGAUUAAUCAGAAAUUCACAGGCCAGACAGAUUCUAACUAGAUAGUACAGUUGACUUUUGCUUACUGGAGUCAAAGUGCAAAGUUUACUUUUUUUGGGGAUGUGGGUGGUGAUUUAUUUUGGGAAAUAUUCUCUUUCUCUUAAAUGAGUGAAGAUGUUUUGAUGAUUGUGGGAUAUUGAAGAAAUAACAAAAAUGCCAGCCGUUCGGCAUUGUUCUAGAAUUGAUACUUUUGAGUUGAAAGUUCAGAUGGAAAGGAGGCUUGGUGCACAAAAGGCGGAGAAGUACUUCAAUCUGCUUACAAGAUAUUUGAGUCUUAAGCUCGGAAAAUCAGAAUUUGAUAAGCUUUGCAUCCGUUUGAUUGGUAGAGAGAAUGUUCGUCAUCACAAUGAACUUAUACGGGCAAUUGUAAAAAAUGCCACUGUUUCCAAGACACCGCCUCCGAAGCAAGUCAAACGGGACACUCCAGUGGCUUUGAAAGAUCCUAACGUCAUAGAUGCAAGAAAUGGCCUUCAGUCUCUCUGCAGAGAAGUAUUCCCUCAGUCUCCCAGAAAAGGAAGGACUCCGAAUCUACGUGAAAGAAAGUUUAAAGAUAGACCGAGUCCUCUUGGACUUAAUGAGAAGACUCAUAGGACUGAAGAUUUGGCAACGACAAAGGUUCAAGAACAACAAAGUGCUACCGAUCUAAUUUCUUUAGGUAGCAAGCCACCGAUUGAAGUUAAUUCUGUGGAAGAUGGGGAAGAAGUUGAGCAGGAUGCAUUAAGCACCACUAUUAAUAGAAGAAUCUCGGUUACAGCUCCAUUUGGCAUUAGAAUACAUGCAAAGGAAACACGAAAAGUGUUUUCUAAUGUUUCAAGUUCCGCUUAUCACUCCGAGACUUGUCAUUACAGUGGUCAGUUGCCGCCUACUAAGUCUUUGGAGAACAGAUUGAAGAAGAAGUUGAAAAUGGAGGGUUUGGAUGUAUCUAUGGAUUCUGUCAAUCUAUUGAAUAGUGGACUGGAUUCUUAUUUGAAGAGGGUUAUAAAACUAAGUCUGGAGUUAGCUGGCUCAAGGUCUACACACAAGCCAAGCAGAAGAUUCACAACAUCAAUGUUAGAUUUUCGGGUGGCAACAGAGACCAACCCCAAGAUACUUGGAGAAGAUUGGCCUAAAAAACUUGAGAAGAUUUGUUUGUUUGCCUUUGAACAGUCAGCUGGUUUAGACAGCAAUCUUAAUAAUGUGCCAGAGUAAUACCAUGUUGGAUUUUAAAAGCAAAUCUGGAAACCAUCAAGUCCUUGUGUGGUUGAAGAGUAGGAAACAAGAAAAGUUUUGGAUGAAAACCAAUUAGGUUGUAUAUACAUCUCAGUGCUGAUUCUUCAGGACAGGGCUGCUGUCCACUGAAGUAUAAUGUUAUGUUUUUGUAAGAUUUCUGGCCACUUCAAAUAUCCUAGUGGCCUUCUUCAAUUGUUAUCUAUAGCUUACUCAACUUUCUUGUUUACUAUCUGUCCAUAAACUUUAUAUUCUUGAGUUUACUGAGCUAUUAAUAUUACGGUUAAUUUGUUA
This is a messenger RNA of Cynara cardunculus var. scolymus (artichoke), 1660 nucleotides long. RefSeq lists its product as uncharacterized. The coding region runs from base 314 to 1348 and encodes 344 amino acids. Lineage: Eukaryota; Viridiplantae; Streptophyta; Magnoliopsida; Asterales; Asteraceae. Gene Ontology annotation, biological process: regulation of transcription by RNA polymerase II. Gene Ontology annotation, cellular component: SAGA complex. The record is from RefSeq and is a predicted model, not a curated record. The transcript is spliced from 2 exons. Gene Ontology annotation, molecular function: transcription coactivator activity.